This is a messenger RNA of Racocetra persica, 151 nucleotides long. The record is from the annotation of a GenBank genome assembly. NCBI's taxonomy places the organism in Eukaryota, Fungi, Glomeromycota, Glomeromycetes, Diversisporales, Gigasporaceae.
AUGCGCUUACUUGGUGGCUUUAGUUGUAAACAAGAUAUUGCACAGAGAUGGGAAUUAAUUAAAAAAGCUACAAGACUUGGUCUUACUAGCGCAAGUGCAUGGGUAAAUCAACAUAAGUCUAAACAUGAUUUUGGUGCAAGUGAAGUUAUUA